Molecule: messenger RNA, 1268 nt
Organism: Clarias gariepinus (North African catfish)
Lineage: Eukaryota; Metazoa; Chordata; Actinopteri; Siluriformes; Clariidae
Gene: lhfpl4b
Product: LHFPL tetraspan subfamily member 4b
Exons: 5
Coding region: 195-884 (229 amino acids)
Biological process (GO): sensory perception of sound
Cellular component (GO): plasma membrane
Source: RefSeq, a predicted model, not a curated record
CCCCACAGGGAGGAGGAGGGAAGGAUCUCUCUCUCUCUUUUUUUUUUUCUCCUUGUCUCACUCCCUCUCAUGCCGAUAAUGCAGCUCUCGGUAAUUGAAUUUUGAUGUUUUGUUUUUUUUUCGCUUCCUGCUGAAGGACAGAGUGUCGCAGAAGACGAGCCAGAGGAGAAGAGAGCUCUGCUCUAGCAGCAGUCAUGCAGCCCCAUGCGGCGGAGGUGGCACGCCUCUACCAGACCGAGUUCAUCCGGAGCGCACGAGCAAUGGGUGUCCUGUGGGCCAUUUGCACGCUCUGCUUUGCCGUCAUCGAGGUCGUCAUUCUAAUUCAGCCAUCCUGGAUAGGCACGCGUGAGCUCCGUUAUCCAGUCAGCAGUGUCAGUGGUAAGGCGCCACCUCAGGCUGGAACCCUGGGUCUGUUCGAGGUGUGUGUGGAGUCGGACUGGCCAGUACCCGAGUGCACAGGCUCCUUACGUACGCUGACUCCGAUUCCGGCCUUUCAGUCACCGGCUGUGCUGGUGUGUAUCUCCCUGACCAUGGUGUGGGUCAGCGUUGGGUGUCUGUGUCUGUUUCGGUUCUGCAACGCCGCAACCGUGUACAAGAUCUGCGCUUGGCUACAGCUCACGGCUGGCUUCUGUCUGGCGCUGGCCUGCGUGCUCUUCCCAGAUUCGUGGGAGUGCGCUGAGAUGCGUGCACUGUGCGGAGACAGCGUCGAGAGUUUCUCUCCAGGGAACUGCACCGUGCACUGGGCCUACAUACUGGCCAUGUUGGGAGUGCUGGAUGCCGGCAUCCUCGCCACACUUGCCUUCGUCCUGGGCAACCGUCAGGAUGCGCUCCUCCCAGAUGAUGCCAAGGAUGGUGAGGUGACUGGAUUGUUACUGGAAGCGUAGAUAAAGAUGGUGAUGAAGAGAUACAACAGCCUGCUUUUAUCUGGUGCUGAUCUCUUGGUCCUGAUGGAGAAAAACGGACAACAUUUAGAAAAGCUCACUUCCUCCUCCUUCUCUACAUCAUGACAUCAUCCCCCGGACACGUACAUAAAAACUGCAUAGAAACUAGAAACAGUCACCUGGCAACCGUAUCUGACUCCAGCUGUAAGUGGAGGCAGGGAAAUACGACGACACUCGUUUUUCAUUCUAUGUCGCCUGCUGAUAACUGAACAGAGGUCAUCAUAGAUAUGAAUUAGUGUUUUUUCUGUUCAUUUAACCCAUCGUCCCAUCGUAUUCUCCUGUGUACUUUUGUAUGGUCUAAACUGUAGAUUUUAUUUUUAAAUAAAC